This is a messenger RNA of Meloidogyne enterolobii, 386 nucleotides long. Lineage: Eukaryota; Metazoa; Nematoda; Chromadorea; Rhabditida; Meloidogynidae. The record is from the annotation of a GenBank genome assembly.
UUUGUGCUCGAGGGGAAUAAAUCUGAGGUCUAAAAUGUUCAAUCCCCUCCUUAUGAUUUUAACUAAAAAUUUCACUUCCUACUUAAAUUUCGGUAUAAUGGACUUCCCUAUUAUUAUAGACCUGUUUUCCAGGGGUGGUGCAAGUGCCACAAAAUACGAGACACGGGAUUCACGAGAUACGAGACGAGCUCCACCCCUGCUGUUUUCCCUUAAAGUUCGUUAUAUCGAGGUUUGAUUUACUGUAAUUUUUGUGUUCCCACAGUUAGAAUUUAUUUUUAAGUUGCCAUAUAAGGGUGUUUUGAAUUUUGUUUGCGCAUAAAUAUAAAAACGUGUAAAAAUAAAUUUUAACAAUUAAAAAAAAGGGGAGGCAUGCAUCCAUAAAAUCC